Propithecus coquereli (Coquerel's sifaka) is the source of this 948-nucleotide messenger RNA. RefSeq names its product tumor necrosis factor receptor superfamily, member 9 (gene TNFRSF9). The transcript has 8 exons. Gene Ontology annotation, biological process: negative regulation of cell population proliferation; apoptotic process. The coding region runs from base 123 to 899 and encodes 258 amino acids. The record is from RefSeq and is a predicted model, not a curated record. Gene Ontology annotation, molecular function: signaling receptor activity; cytokine binding. Gene Ontology annotation, cellular component: external side of plasma membrane. Lineage: Eukaryota; Metazoa; Chordata; Mammalia; Primates; Indriidae.
GCAGACCCUGGGAGACCAAGGAGUGGAAAGUGUGCGGCGCCUGAGAUCUCAAGAGUGACAUUUGUGGAACCGGCUAACCUGAUUAAAGCUCUUUCGGAACCUGCUUUCCUGGUAGCAUAUCUAUGCAAGAUUUCAUCAUGGGAAAUCGGUAUUACAACAUGGUGGCAACUGUGCUGUUGGUCAUGAAUUUCGAAAGGACAAGAUCAACGCAGGAUUCCUGUAGUAACUGUCUGGCUGGUACUUUCUGUGGGAAAAACAAGACUUGCAUUCCCUGUCCUCCAAAUAGUUUCUCCAGCAUAGGUGGACAAAGGACCUGUAACAUAUGCAGACAAUGUAAAGGUGUUUUCAGGAUCAAGAAGCCGUGCUCCAGCAUCAGCAAUGCAGAGUGUGACUGCAUCUCAGGGUUCCACUGCCUGGGGGCAGGAUGUACCAUGUGUGAACAGGACUGUAAACAAGGUCAAGAAUUAACAAAAGAGGGUUGUAAAGACUGUUGCUUUGGGACAUUUAAUGAUCAGAAACAUGGCAUCUGUCGACCCUGGACAAACUGUUCUUUGGAUGGAAAGUCUGUACGCGUGAAUGGGACGAAGGAGAGUGAUGUGGUCUGUGGACCGAUUUUGACGGACUUCUCUCCAGGUACAGCCUCCGCGACCAUGCCUGCCCCUGGGAGAGAGCCAGGACACACUCCACAGAUCAUCACCUUCUUCCUGGCGCUGACGUCGGCUGCGGUGCUGUCCCUGGUGUUCUUCCUCGUAUUCCGUUUCUCUGUCGUUAAACGAGGCAGAAAGAAACUCCUGUAUAUAGUCAAACAACCAUUUAUGAAACCAGUUCAAACUGCCCAAGAGGAAGACGCCUGCAGCUGCCGCUUUCCGGAAGAAGAGGAGGGAGGGGGUGAACUGUGAGGAGACGCAAAGCGCCGCUGGACUCCGGGAAAGAAGCGGAGGAGGAGGA